Atta colombica is the source of this 932-nucleotide messenger RNA. RefSeq names its product 26S proteasome non-ATPase regulatory subunit 8 (gene Rpn12). Gene Ontology annotation, molecular function: toxin activity. Lineage: Eukaryota; Metazoa; Arthropoda; Insecta; Hymenoptera; Formicidae. Bases 16 to 843 code for a protein of 275 amino acids. The record is from RefSeq and is a predicted model, not a curated record. The transcript has 3 exons. Gene Ontology annotation, biological process: proteasome-mediated ubiquitin-dependent protein catabolic process. Gene Ontology annotation, cellular component: proteasome regulatory particle, lid subcomplex; proteasome regulatory particle; cytosol.
UAAAAUAUCUGUUUUAUGGCAAGACGAAGCGAGAUAUUAAAAAUGGCAGCCCUUGAAGAUGUUGUUGCCUUAUAUCAGAAUUUAAAACGCGAAUGGACAAGAACGCCGUGUAAUUUGAAGAAAUGUGGAGAAUUGCUCAAUCAAUUAAAGAUCGGUCUCACUCAUCUGAUGUUUCUCCCAACAUCAAAUAGCACGGCCAGUCAAAAUGAAUUAUUAAUCGCUAGAGACAUAUUGGAAAUUGGAGCACAAUGGAGCAUUGCCACUGAAGAUAUACCUUCCUUUGAAAGAUAUAUGGCACAAUUAAAAUGUUACUAUUUCGAUUAUAAAUCUGGAUUGAUGGAAUCAGCGUACAAAUAUCAGCUUCUUGGUCUCAAUCUCUUAUUUUUAUUAUCUCAAAAUCGAGUUGCUGAAUUUCACACAGAGCUGGAACUCCUACCGUCUGAUCAGAUACAAUCAAAUGUUUAUAUAAGGCAUCCCUUGAGUUUAGAGCAAUAUUUGAUGGAGGGUUCGUACAAUAAGAUUUUCUUGGCCAAAGGUAAUGUGCCCGCCGCAUCCUAUAAUUUCUUCAUAGACAUUUUAUUAAAUACUGUUCGCGAUGAGAUCGGCGCGUGCAUGGAAAGUGCAUACGAUAAGAGCUCCAUUCAAGAUGCCGCAAGGAUGCUCAAUUUAAGCACGGAGAAGGAUAUAAAGGCAUUCGCUAUCAAGAAGAACUGGAAUCUUUCCAAAGAUGGCCAUUUUUAUUUUACUACGACUAGUGAGAAAAAAUCUGAGGAGCCUAUUCCGAGUUCUGAACUGGCAGCUCUCGCGAUAGACUAUGCCCGAGAACUGGAAAUGAUCGUGUAAUACCUUAUGCAACUUUCUGUAUUUUAUUUAUCUAAAUAAAUGAACAGUUUUGCUUUUGUGCAAUAAAGCCUUUUAUAUACGUAUACAAA